CGACGAAAAUCCGGGGAGACGCCGUUUUUUUCACAAUUUGCCACGGGACGGAUGACGGAUGAUGCAGUUUCUGCAAACACGGUCUCUACUUUACUGACGGAAAAUAUGGCGCUCUAUUUUAUCGAGAGAUAGUGGGAGAUAGCGACACCAGUCGGAUGCAGAUAAAUAAUUUGAUUGACCAUCCAUCGGUAUCGAAUAUUUCCUACCUUACCCGCCGCAGAUUCCGAAGAUACCCCCAACUCGAUCAUUUCAUUAAGCAGGUUAUGCGACGUUUACUAUGUUCACUACUGACCGCAUUAUGCGAAGCAUGUGUGGGAUAUAACGGGAUGCCGGAUGGUAGAUUAGAGCCUUUCACUUUUGGGUGACACGAGUCUGUCUUAACGAUCCCGUGCCGCGAUGACGGGACCGGGAAACUCUUCCUUAUUAUACCUUACGAUUGCGGGGCGGGGCUGAGGAACGUAUUUGAACAAAUGACAAUGUUUACAUUAUGUAAUGGGAUAAAAGAUACCAAUCAAAUUUGCAAGUAUACUCGUGGCUUUGAAAUUAAAUUACAGCGAGUAAUCGCUUCCUGAAUCUAGGAGAUCCGCGAACGAUUUGCGUAACAGUCUGUCGUGGACCGAGUGUGAGGAUAUGAGCAAUCUAUAAACGCAGAGAAAAUCCUUAAAAUUAAGUAAAAAUUUAUACAAAUUUUUGAGGAUAGUGUAAUACUGUAUAUUGAAAAAAAAACAUGAAUGAAAUCAAGGAUAAUACAGUACGAGUGGUGUUCGUAUCCCUGCUGCUGGAUCUCCUAGCGUUCACAAUGAUUUUGCCGCUACUGCCAGCUCUACUGGACCAUUAUAAAGAGAUAGAAAAGGGACAUGGAUUGUAUUCAAGUAUUUUGAGCCAUAUGAAGAGCAUACAAGUAUUCUUUGACGCGCCAGAUAAAGUCAGCACAGUUCUUUAUGGAGGUUUCCUAGGUUCUAUGUAUUCCUUCUUGCAAUUUCUGGGAUCACCAAUCAUUGGAGCAUUAUCGGAUAUUUACGGACGAAAACCGUUGAUGUUGCUCUGCUUGAUAGGCAUUUCACUGUCCUACCUCUUAUGGGCAUUGUCUAUGAAUUUCGGUAUAUUUGUACUGGCCAGAUUUCUUGGUGGUAUCAGUAAGGGAAAUAUCAGUCUGUCGAUGGCUGUUAUCAGUGACGUCACUUCUCCGAAAACAAGAGGAAAGGCAAUGGCACUUGUGGGGAUAGCCUUUUCCAUCGGUUUCGUCGUGGGACCAAUGAUAGGAGCGUUUUUCGCGUGGAUUUCCAGUGGUAAUAGAGAAGGCACGUGGUAUGUGAUGCCAGCUCUAUUUGCGCUCUUCCUCGCCUUGAGUGACUUAUUUUUUGUUGCUUACUACCUGAAGGAAAGUCUGUCGUUAAAACAUAGAGCGACUACUUUAGCAAAAGGAUUAUCCGGAGCAAUUUCCUACAUUAAUCCUAUCGAUCUCUUCCAAUUUAAUGGAGUGCUAAACUUGAAUCGGCAAGAUCAACAAGAUUUGAAGAUAUUGGGUCGAGCGUACUUCAUAUAUCUGUUUAUAUACAGUGGUUUGGAAUUUACUCUGACAUUUUUGACGCAUCAUACGUUCGGAUUUACUAGCAUGCAACAAGGUUGGAUGUUUCUCUGGAUCGGACUGAUAAUGGCAAUUUUACAGGGCGGUUGGGUGCGGCAUAUACCCCCGAAUAGAACAAAAACCAUCGGCGAGCUGGGUUUGUGGCUAAUAAUUCCCGCAUUUAUAUGCAUCGGGAUCGCUACCAAUGUACAGAUGUUGGGUGUCGGGAUUUUUCUUUUCGCAGUUUCCACUGCGAUGGUGGUCACCUGUAUGAUGACUCUGGUGACGCGUAUUGGACCCGAACAUCAAAAGGGUGCGAUCACCGGUAUAUUUCGCUCUCUAGGUGCACUGGCUCGCGCUUGCGGACCCGUCGUCGCCUCUACAGCGUUUUGGUGCAUCGGGAGUGCCACGACGUAUCUAAUCGGGGCUGUACUGCUCACGCUACCGCCACUGAUUUUGCACAGCAUGCGUACCUUGUAAUAUCUGAAAUAGUCAAACGUUAUGCCGUCCUCUGCCUUUUUCUAAUCUUAAAGAAUAUUGUAUAAACAGUAUUUUUAUAUCUUUUUAUACUGUUUUACUGCUGUUUUAUAUAUUGAUUUUUUUUAAAUUAACUAAAUACUCUAUAUAUUACGUUUGAUAUCUUAUUGUUAGUGAUAUAUAUAUCACUAUGAUAAUGAUAUCACAGUGAUAUCAAGAAAGUAACAAUUUCUAACAAAUGGAUCUAUUAAUAGAUCUAUCUAAACAUCACACUUGUUAUUUAUAUCUAGUUUGCUACACACUUAAAGGCCUAUAGGCCGAACAGAUUGAGUAUAUUGUGUGUGUACAUAUACACCCACAUACAACAAAAGUAUUUGUUAUCUAUAUUGUAUUAUAUUUUAUAUAUACUAUACGUAAAGUUUGUGAUAUAUAUAACGAGAAUAUA
Messenger RNA from Temnothorax curvispinosus, 2489 nucleotides. It is a transcript of the gene rtet, whose product is annotated as major facilitator superfamily domain-containing protein 10. Gene Ontology annotation, biological process: transmembrane transport. Gene Ontology annotation, molecular function: transmembrane transporter activity. Gene Ontology annotation, cellular component: brush border membrane. The transcript has 7 exons. Lineage: Eukaryota; Metazoa; Arthropoda; Insecta; Hymenoptera; Formicidae. The coding region runs from base 728 to 2047 and encodes 439 amino acids. The record is from RefSeq and is a predicted model, not a curated record.